CUUUUCCCAUCUACAUACCACCAACCCUAAGAUCCGAACGUCCAUUUUAAAGCCGUGCGUUUAAUCAAGACCGUUGCUUAUAUUGGCAAAUUUUGACCACACGAUAUCCGUCAUCUAACGGCAUCUAUAGAUCUACUAGAACGUUCUCUUUCAUGACUCUAUAUAUUACGCAUUUCUUCUCCACAACGCUCUCACAAAAAGUACUGGUGUCUUACUCGUGCCAGCCACUCGCAUUUUUCCAGAUUUUAUUAUCCUUUCUCGGAAAAAGAGUUUAGCUAAGAUGACGAAGAACUACCCAACCGUGAGCGAGGAUUACAAGAAAGCUAUUGAGAAGUGCAAGCGGAAGCUCAGAGGUUUGAUCGCUGAGAAGAACUGUGCACCCAUCAUGGUCCGACUCGCGUGGCAUUCUGCUGGAACUUUCGAUUGUCAAUCGAGGACUGGAGGUCCAUUCGGAACAAUGAGGUUUGAUGCUGAGCAAGCUCAUGGAGCCAACAGUGGUCUCCACAUUGCUCUUAGGUUGUUGGACCCCAUCAGGGAGCAAUUCCCUACCAUCUCUUUUGCUGAUUUCCAUCAGCUUGCUGGUGUUGUGGCCGUUGAAGUUACUGGUGGCCCUGAAAUUCCUUUCCACCCUGGAAGAGAGGACAAGCCCCAGCCACCUCCUGAGGGUCGUCUUCCUGAUGCUACCAAGGGUUGUGAUCACUUGAGAGACGUCUUUGCUAAGCAGAUGGGCUUGUCUGACAAGGACAUUGUCGCUUUAUCUGGUGCCCACACUCUGGGAAGAUGCCACAAGGAUAGGUCUGGCUUCGAAGGUGCCUGGACUUCAAACCCUCUAAUCUUCGACAACUCUUACUUCAAGGAACUCUUGAGCGGAGAGAAGGAAGGCCUUCUUCAGCUUGUCUCUGACAAGGCGCUAUUGGAUGACCCUGUUUUCCGUCCUUUAGUCGAGAAAUACGCUGCUGAUGAAGAUGCCUUUUUCGCUGAUUAUGCCGAGGCCCACAUGAAGCUUUCUGAGCUUGGGUUUGCUGAUGCUUAAGCUGUGACGUAUGUUGUGUGUGUGUGUGUGUCUCCGAGAGUCAUGGCUGUUUUUGGUUGGGGGCUGGAGGGGUCGCAUUGCAUUUGAACUUUAUCAUAUGAUUGCUUAAUGUACUCUCAGAUUUGCGUAUCUUGUUUUUCGGUGGGUUGUGAUUUGACACAUCCGUUGCGCUUUUGCUGGUUAGACAUUUAAUAAAAUUAAUUUAUCUCAAUA
Arabidopsis lyrata subsp. lyrata is the source of this 1246-nucleotide messenger RNA. Its product is annotated as L-ascorbate peroxidase 1, cytosolic. NCBI's taxonomy places the organism in Eukaryota, Viridiplantae, Streptophyta, Magnoliopsida, Brassicales, Brassicaceae. Gene Ontology annotation, molecular function: heme binding; peroxidase activity. The record is from RefSeq and is a predicted model, not a curated record. The transcript is spliced from 9 exons. Gene Ontology annotation, biological process: hydrogen peroxide catabolic process; cellular response to oxidative stress; response to reactive oxygen species. The coding region runs from base 281 to 1033 and encodes 250 amino acids.